Messenger RNA from Cydia splendana, 2237 nucleotides. RefSeq names its product lysophospholipid acyltransferase 6 (gene oys). Gene Ontology annotation, cellular component: membrane. Gene Ontology annotation, molecular function: acyltransferase activity. Bases 95 to 1198 code for a protein of 367 amino acids. Lineage: Eukaryota; Metazoa; Arthropoda; Insecta; Lepidoptera; Tortricidae. The record is from RefSeq and is a predicted model, not a curated record. Gene Ontology annotation, biological process: lipid modification. The transcript has 7 exons.
UCUGGCGGCGUCGAUAUUUUAUCUGUCUUGUAUACACUUACAUCGACAGAUUUACCAUUCGGCUGACUACACACUGGACAUAACAGGGCCUUUGAUGGUAAUCACACAGAGAGUUACUUCCCUGGCCUACUCAAUACAAGACAAUCUAACUCAGAAGGAAAUCAACUCGAACACGAAGAGUCCUGAGUCUUCACUCGCACAGAAAAUCGACAAGAUUCCGUCUCCUCUCGAGUACUUCGCCUUUACACUCGCCUUCCAAACGUUGAUGUGUGGACCAGUAGUGUUCUAUACCGAUUACAUCAACUUCAUAGAAGGCGCUCGAAUUGACGAGCAACAAAGCGCGUCUGCUAACGAACCAUCACCUAGGAGAGCGGUGAUGUACAAGCUGAUGGGCUCCAUUGCAGCUGCUCUGUUGUACUUGACUUUGGCGAAGAAAUACCCAUUAGCGGUGCUCGAAGAGCUCACCGACCCCACAUCGGAGGUGUCCCGCUCCUGGUCGGCGCUGUACCUCCUCUGGUACGCGUACCUCUCGACCCUCGUGGUCCGCUGCAAGUACUACCACGCGUGGCUGCUCUCCGAGGCCAUCUGUAAUAACUGCGGGAUGGGCUUCAAUGGCUACGAGAGCGACGGCACGCCUAAGUGGGACAAGAUGUCCAACAUAGACGUGUUUGGAUUUGAGUUCGCCCAAAAUUUCCGCACCGCCAUCGCAAGCUGGAACAAGAACACGAACGCGUGGCUGCGCUGCGUGGCGUACUCGCGCGGCGGCGCGGCGUGGCGCACGGCGCGCGUGUACGCGCUGUCGGCCGUGUGGCACGGCUUCCACCCCGGCUACUACCUCACCUUCCUCGCCGGCGGCCUGUUCACCGUGGCCGCUAGGAAGAUUCGAUCAGUGGCGCGCCCGUUGUUCAUGGAUAGCCGGCCGAAGAAACUAUUCUACGACUUGCUGUCGUUCGUGACGACGCGUGUAGCGAUGACGUAUGCAACCGUACCGUUCGUGCUGCUGCACCUGGCGCCGAGUUUGGCUUUUUAUGGUAAACUGUAUUAUUCCCUGCAUUUCAUUGCCCUUGGCGCACUGCUUAUUCCUGAACGAUCACGCGCCUCUCCUGUAAACUCCGAGAUGUCACAAAAACCUUCCAACUCCAGUAAAGAAACGCACGAACCUAAUGGAGAUACUAAUGGUAAACUAAAAAUAAAUUAAACGUACAAUAAUGGUGUCUAUUUUUAUAAAGUUAAAUUAAAAAUUGUAAAGAGUCUCCCAAUAUUUUGACUGACAAUAUAGCUUCCAGUUUAUGAAAGUUGAUCUUAUUAAUGACAUAUUUUAUUUUUAAGGUCAGGUAAGCGAAACAUCCACUUACAUUGCCUGAAGUUGAUGAAACAGUAUUACAUUAUAAUAUUUAUAAUCAAGUGGCACUUGUUUCACUUGCCUAACCUGAACAUAUUUCUUAAAAAUGUUCUAUAAGGCGAUGGCUCCGAAAUUUUUAGUCAGUAAUAUUAUGUUGUUAAAUAUAUUUUUGAUAAUAUGUAGUAAUUUUGGGCUUAUGAGCACUGGCAGGAUAAAAGUUUUUGUUUGUUUAUAAUUUUAUGAUGACAGGACAUAUUUUUUUGCCUAUUUUUGUAUCAUUAAAUUCAUUAAGUUAUAUAUUUAUUUCAAGUAUUAACUAAUAAGACGUUCGUUCAGACUCAAAUAUUGCAUUUACUUAUAUAUUGUUUUACAAGUAGUACUAAAGUACAGCCAGCAAGUUGAGAUAAUAUUUUUUGUUUUUACUCCUUUUGGCAUGGUUUGUUGUUGGCUUUUACUCCUUGGUGAGUUUAGCUCGGAGGACACUGACGGCGCCAAAGACUUGUACUGUACCCCUUAUGCACAAAACUAUACAAGGCUCAAUAAGUUAAUUUAUGUUUUAUUCCUUUCUUACAAGUACGAGUACAUAAGUCAAAAUGACAGAUUACGACAAACGAUUAAUAGCUAAUUUUUAGGUUUGUAGCGCGUUUAUGAAUAAAGCCACUAGACUUUAUUCUGAAUGAGCAUCUUACUCUUGUAGUUAAAGUAAGUAUAUUAACUGUUAUUACUUAACCCUUUACCAGGCUGACAGUUCAAAAAUGAAAAUCCAGUGUCAUUCUUACUCAUCGAAAAUAGAACACAUGUUUGAAGUGUCGUAUGUGGGAGAUAUAUAUCCCUUAGCCUGGUAAAGGGUUAAAGAUUCAUUGAUUGUAUUUAGAUACCUAUGUAAAGUCUGAGA